AUGGGUCCAACUAUCAAGCUGAGCAGCGGUCACGAGAUGCCCCAGGUGGGCUUCGGUCUGUGGAAGGUUGAUAACGCUACUGCUGCGGACACGGUCUACAAUGCUAUUAAGGCUGGUUACAGGUUGUUCGAUGGUGCCUGCGACUACGGCAAUGAGAAAGAAUGCGGUGAUGGUGUUGCGCGAGCUAUCAAAGACGGCCUUGUGAAGCGGGAAGACCUUUUCAUCACGUCUAAGCUGUGGCCUGUAUUCGAGGAUGCUGAUAAGGUAGAGCCCGCCUGCAGGCGAUCGCUCUCCGACUGGGGUCUCGAAUACUUCGACUUGUACUUGAUCCACUUCCCUGGCGCGUUGAAGUACGUCGAUCCGGCUGUGCGAUAUCCCCCGGGAUGGCACUACGAUGGGAAAUCUAGUAUUGAGCGGUCUAGCACACCGUUGCACCUGACAUGGCCUGCUCUGGAGUCGCUGGUGGAGAAGGGACUGGCAAGGUCAAUCGGUGUAUCCAACUUCCAAGCACAGUUGAUCUACGACCUGUUGCGAUAUGCAAAGAUUCCUCCCGCUGCUCUGCAGAUUGAGCACCACCCAUACUUGGUUCAGCAAGAAUUGUUGAACCUUGCCAAGACCGAAGGUAUCGCUGUGACGGCUUACUCAUCUUUCGGCCCUGCUUCCUUCCUCGAGUUCGGCUUCAAGCACGCAGAGGCUCUAGUGCCAUUGAUGAAGGACGAUUUAAUUACAAGUCUGGCAGCCAAGUACGGCAAGCAACCCUCGCAAAUCUUGUUGCGAUGGGCGACUCAACGCGGCCUUGCUGUUAUCCCCAAGACGGUCCGACCUGAAGUUAUGGCGCAGAACUUGGACUGCACUGGAUUUGAUCUUGAGCAGGCUGACCUUGACAGCAUCACUGCCAAGGAUGCAGGCAUUCGUUUCAACCAGCCUUCUAACUACUUCCCCACAGACAAGAUGUGGAUCUUUGGUUAA
Molecule: messenger RNA, 969 nt
Organism: Hypoxylon trugodes
Lineage: Eukaryota; Fungi; Ascomycota; Sordariomycetes; Xylariales; Hypoxylaceae
Product: Aldo/keto reductase
Exons: 3
Coding region: 1-969 (322 amino acids)
Cellular component (GO): cytosol
Molecular function (GO): aldose reductase (NADPH) activity
Source: RefSeq, a predicted model, not a curated record